Messenger RNA from Motacilla alba alba, 4303 nucleotides. It is a transcript of the gene TRAF3IP2, whose product is annotated as TRAF3 interacting protein 2. The transcript has 9 exons. The coding region runs from base 2108 to 3838 and encodes 576 amino acids. Lineage: Eukaryota; Metazoa; Chordata; Aves; Passeriformes; Motacillidae. The record is from RefSeq and is a predicted model, not a curated record. Gene Ontology annotation, biological process: humoral immune response; positive regulation of canonical NF-kappaB signal transduction.
AGGGGAAAUAAGAGAUUGCCAUGUGAUUUGUGCUGCUGGAGUGCGUGUCAUUCACUUUACGACCAAACAUACAGAGAUAUCCUCAAGCUGAAGCAUGUCUGAGCAGGCACUUCAAGGCCAGCUGGUCCAAGGGUCAGGUUUACAAAACUGUUGAGGUAAGCAGAAGACGGAUGCUUUGCAGGGCAUUUGACACCUCUCCUUCACAGGUGCUUCUCUGUCAGGGGACCACUCAGCAGCUUUACAGCCUGGUUGGUGUAAAUCUGACUGUGCUGUGCUGCCCCGGGGCAGUCCUCAUUUAAACUGACUGUGACCAGAGGUCCCAGGUAAAGGACACUUUGCCACCCCUGCACAGCAUCAGGUUCCUGACAGGGUCCUGCGCUGGUGCUGGGAUCUCGAGCUUUUUCUCUUUCCCGUCACAUCAGUUAUGUCGGUCGGAAAACCGGGACUCCGUGGGCUUGGCUGAUGUUUGAGACCUGGCGUAGAGGAAAAGGGGUGCAAACCUCAGGGAGAGACGCGAUGGUGGUGAGCUGACUGUCAGCCUUUCCAGCCUGGGCGCUGGAAUGGCAGGAGCUGGUCUGGCACCAGACCCAGCUCGCCCGUGCAGGGGCUGCAGCUGUCAGAGCAGCAGCAGCGUGUGUGCUGUGCUGGUGCAGCUAAUAGCUGCUCUGAGGACUUGCCUACGUGGGAAAAUUUACCAGCGUAAUUAUUCCACUGUAAUUAUCCCAGGAUAACUCUCCCUGUGGAUGUGCUUAAUAUAACAUAGGGUAUGUAUGAAUGUAUGGCAAAUCUUCUGCACAGAUGGGGUUUAAGUUACAUAGAGGAGGAAUGUUUACAUUGCAGCCCAGCAGCAAAGCACAGUUUAUAUCCUACUUCCCAGCAAAUGUUACACCCAGAAUUUUCUGUGCCAGAGGUACUUUCAGGGGGAAGUACGUGUCAUUUGAUCUGAUCAGCAAAAAUGUAAAGCCUCAACCUUGCCCUGUAAACAUGGGGCACAACGCUUGCUUUUACAGAAUCGCUGUGGAAGCCAGGGUAAAGGCUGGGACACUGCUUUGUACCUCUCUGUGAUCCUGUUCACCUCUUUUUCAUAGAGUGAUCAUUUAAAUUCGUUGCUGAUUUGACUUUUUUGUUCAAAACACUGUGACUGAAGUUGGGAGAAACCCUUGGAUCUCUAAAAGCUCUUCAAACACAUGAUUUUGACUUUUUCUACCAGGCUUUCAGGCCACAUUCUUUUGCCAGAUGUUGUCAUUCCUAUUGCUUGAGUGCUUAGUCCCCUCUCCUCUGAUAACUCUCCUACUUGGGAUUUUGGCUUCUUCAAUCUGAUAUAAGGUGAAUGGCUGGGGAAAUGAUGAGCACCAGGCGUGUUUUUCUAUACUCCAUGGUAAAAAAGAGAAUUUGCUGGGAGAAAGCUGAGCUGCACCCUUUAAGAGGAUGAAGAUGGCUGCACUUCCUGAAGCCUGCUCAGCAUUCACCCAUCACUGCUGCUGUCAUCCUGACUCGGGGGAAGCAGAGGUGUCCAUCAUCAGGAGUCACUUGGCGAGACCAAAUUUACUGGGAUAGCAGUCCCAAAAGGAAGUUAAGAUAAUUUUGUUUUGGGCUCAAGUCAAUUCUGACAGAAAGAGGAAAAAAAUCCAACCAAUAACUAAUCUCUCUAAAUUAUCUCUUAAUUUUUAACAAUUAAAAAUAGUGAGAGUCAUGUGAUAAUAGACUGGAAGAAAUGGUACAAUAAAUUCAGCAGCAGCACUUGGAAACAAGAUUUCGAGUUGAAAUUACUUAGCUAGAUGUAUCGUGAAGUUCAGAUCCAAUGCAUCAGCUGUUAUUAGAAGGUCAGGAGUAAAAUAAUUGUAAGUGGUUAUGUUGCCUGGAUUAUGCCUGGACCAAACCUCCAGACCCAAGCAGUCUGAUCUACUGUCAGGUGCCAGAAUUACUUCUGAGAGACAGUUCAUCUGCUUUCCCCCCCCACCCAGUGUCAGCAGGAGCAGUAGGUUUCAGAAAUCCCAUAAAAAACAUUUGAUUUGCGCAACACAAUUCCCAAAACUUCAACUGCUAUUUUUUUUGCAGCAUCUGAGAUAGAGUUAUUUUAGGAUUAUUGCCCAUGUGAAACUGUACUAUGUUCACAAGAGUCCUUUUUCUUGUUUUCCAGUUUGCUGAAAAAUCCUGGCCUUGCAGUAAGGCAGCUGACUCACUUCCGGUUCAUCAAAAAAAUUUGGAAAUGGCCUCUGUGUCAGGCACUUUUGUGGGUCGAAGCAUACCAGUCGAAGUGGAUGAAUCCAUGCCAUGGCCCCAGUUACCUGAACAUGUCUUGGAAAAGGCUUUGCAGCCUUCUGGAGAGGAUAUGGAGGAUGAGGAGGCCCAGAGCACACGUGUUGCUCGAACACCUCAAGCCGAUCCAUCUAGCCUUUGCAGAGCACCAGCACAUCAUCAUUCAGUGCUGUCCGUGGAGCCAGACAGCAGCUUGUGGUCAAAAUAUACUGAUCCUGAUGGAGGCGGACACUCCCGUUCCCCUGGUGAAUCAAUAUCAGGAGUAUUUCCCUCGAAGACACAUUCUAUAGCUAGGGACAAGCCAGGCAUGCAGCCAAGAUCACAGCUUUCAGCUGACACCAGGCACAAGUCCAGUAAAUCAGAGCAGAUCUUGUCUGAUGUUCCUGAGGACUCACUGGAGGAAAGCAGCCAAGGGAGUUCACAGUCACAGCAGCCCUCAGGAAACAGACUCCUGGCAGAGCUGGGGACUGUAGAUACCGGGUACAACUCCCAGUCGCAAGACGUCAUGGGCAUCAGGCAUCUGGAGCCCCCCUUACCCCUGGUGUCUGUGCUGAACCCCCAGGACCUCCCGGGACCACUGAUCUCCAGAGAGUUUUUGGGACCUGAGCAUCAGCCGUGCCCUAUGUGCCAUCACUUGCCCCAUCCCAACACGCCCUCGCAAGCCCAGGGCUGCUUCAGGCACCGCUGCCCGGCACAGCAGCCCCCUCAAGGCCCAUAUGGCAGAGCUCCUUACCAACAUUUUGCUGAGCCAUCGCAACCACUUCCUCCUGUUCCUGGACCUUGCAUGAGAGUUAUCCGCCCAGCCCAGCAAGUCAUCCCAAAUUACUCAAACCUCCGUGCUCCCAAAGGCACUGGAGAUCGACCACCCCAGAGGACGUGCUCCUCCCCUGGUCCUCCUCGAUUCCCAAACCAUCUAUACAACCAGCUACCUAAUGGUCAGCUUCCCCCCAAGGCAUGUGGACCAGAUGAAGCAUGUGGUUGUCCUUCAGACAAUUUUCCAUCUCCAGCUGCUGUCCCAAGACCUCUCAGUAACCCUGCAGCCAGGGGAACUCUGAGAACCAGCAAUCUGCCGGAGGAGUUGCGCAAGGUCUUUAUAACCUACUCAGUGGAUACGGCAGUGGAGGUUAUGAAAUUUGUGAACUUCCUGUCUGUAAACGGAUUUCAAACUGCUAUUGAUAUCUUUGAGGACACGGUACGAGGUAUUGACAUCAUUAAGUGGAUGGAGCGCUACCUAGGUGAUAAGACGGUGAUGAUAAUCAUAGCAAUCAGUCCAAAAUACAAACAGGAUGUGGAAGGGGCUGAAUCCCAGCUGGACAGGGAUGAACAUGGCUUACAUACUAAAUACAUCCACAGGAUGAUGCAGAUUGAGUUUAUACAGCAAGGAAGUAUGAACUUCAGAUUCAUCCCUGUGCUUUUCCCAAAUGCCAAAAAGGAACAUGUGCCUACCUGGCUGCAGAACACUCACAUUUAUAACUGGCCAAAGAAUAAGAAGAACAUCCUUUUGCGGUUGCUGCGGGAGGAGGAAUACGUUGCUCCUCCAAUAGGACCUUUACCAACACUCCAGGUUGUGCCGCUAUGAACAUUAUAACUUAAAGCACAUGAGGAGUGGUUGUUAAAGGGUUGUUCCUGGCAGGGAGCCAGCACUCUUCCAGAUGGCUCUUUUUGAUGACAGAAGACACUCUUUCUGCUAAAGGAAUUGGUUGUCUUGGGUUACUCAGGCUCAGCUUGUUCUCUACCAUGUUAAACAUCUAUUUCCAAAGCUGAUGGGGCAGAACUCUCUUCUCUAGAUUUUUUAAUAAGCUACAAAUGGAAAGAAUGCCCAGUUUUAUUUUAACAUCUGGUUUUAGCAUAUUCCUUUUAUUAGUCAUUAUAGCAAACAAAUACCAGAAAUUAUGUUGCAAUAAGUGUAAAAUAAAAAUUACAUCCUCCUUUUUGCUCAGGGUUUCUUUAAAGAUAUUCCUGCUUUGUAUAGCAUUAUUGAACCAUCAAUUUGUAUAUACACUAUUAAAUAUAUUUGCCUUUUGUAAGGCAAUCUUAUAUACCA